AUGGCCACCCAGCGAAUCGCCUAUGCCUGCGCAAAGUGCAACAACAAUAGCUACACAACGGACGAAUUCCGCGCCACCGGCGGCGGUUUCUCCAGGUUCUUUGACGUCCAGAACAAGAAAUUUACCACGGUGUCCUGCUCCCAGUGCGGCUACACGGAAAUCUACCGGGGCGACACCUCAAAGUUCGGCAACAUAGCCGACUUCUUCCUCGGCGGUUAG
Messenger RNA from Geodia barretti, 219 nucleotides. The record is from the annotation of a GenBank genome assembly. NCBI's taxonomy places the organism in Eukaryota, Metazoa, Porifera, Demospongiae, Tetractinellida, Geodiidae.